UGGCUCACGGGCCCAGGCGCUCCGCGGCAUGUGGGAUCCUCCCAGACCGGGGCGCGAACCCGGUUCCCCUGCAUCGGCAGGCGGACGCGCAACCACUGCGCGCGCCACCAGGGAAGCCCUCACCAUGUUGCCUUUAUAUAUGACUGUUCUCAGAGCUGGGUCCUGCCGUGUUCUAACACUUUAAUCCACUUAGAGAAAGUCGACAGAUCUUUAAUAUAUUUGCAAAUGAAAAUUGAAAGCCAUUAUAAAGCUUUAUCAAAACUCUGCCGUAGAUGGCUCUAGUUCUCUCCUUGAUUAAUCAGUGUUUUGAGGUACAGCUGUUGAAAAUUUUCUCUCGGGCUGUUUUCUGGUCAGUUAAUUCAGAUCAGUGAAUAGAUCAUUUCAACAAUGAAUUCUUAAUAGUAAGAGACAAAGUACAAACAAAGCAGUAUAGUCUGCUUGUUAUAGCAACAGUUAGAUAUUAAUUGUGGCUUCUGACCAUAUCUCUAGCCUUGUAGCAUAUUGCCUAACUUAUAGUAGUCAAAAUAUGUUUAACUGACUGACUUUUGGUCCUAGCUUUUUCUAUACAAAUUAAUUCUAACCUCAGCAAUAAGUGGGCUGCUGCUUGCUAUUUAGUGGGUAUGAUUAGAUUUGAGAGCCCUUCAGGGGGUUGGUCAUAGGAAACCCUGUUGUGAAGGUGAUAUUGCUGCUACUGUUGUCAAAUUGCCAAGUGAUAAGGUAGUAGGAGGCACCUCAGAGUCAGUUCACUUGUAAAUUAGUGAUAACAGUGUCUACUUUGUAGGGUUAUUGUGAGAACUGGAAGAUUAGGCAACCAGCUGCCUAGCCACAAGACCAACUGUCCAGAAAGAUGACUAUUGUUACUUUAUGUAAUGUUGAAUUACAUUAUUCCUUUGGUUAAGGCUCUUCAUAUCCCCUAGUUUAUGCCUGAAAUGUGAAAGAUCUUGGAAGGAAGUAUAUUCUGGAAUCUUUUAAUAUUUGAAUUUUUCAAAAAGAACCACUUACGUGGUACAAAAAUAAUAGCCAGUAGUAACAGCUUACUCUGUGCCUGGUACUGUUUUGAGAGCUUUUAUGUUCAUUGACUCACUUCAUCCUCACAACAGUCUUCUGAAAAUGGGCAUUAGUAUUACCCAUAUUUUACAGUUGAUGAAAUGGAUAUAGACAGAGGUUAAAUAACUUGCCCAAUGUCACAUGGCUAGUAAGUAGCAAAGCCAGUUUCGAACCCCAGCAGUUUAUGCCAGAAUCCAUGCUUCAUGGCUACACUAAAUGUAGCCAGACUUAAUAGUCUUGUUUUUCUGAUCUGUGCCUUUUCCUGUAUAAGAAAACCCUUUCCUAUUUUCCAGUACUGCCUUCUAAAAGGUUUUAAAUUUGCUUUUCACAUUUGCAAUUACACAUUUCAAAUUUGCAAUAGUUGUUUGUCUGGAGUGAAGUAGGAAUCUAAUUUUAUGUUGUUUUAUGUGGAUAGCCUAGUAUGCUGGCAAAGACUAUUGGAAAAGAGAACUUUUCACUUGGUACGUUCACAACUCAAGGCUAAGUCAGGCCUUUCCAGUGCUAUGUAUUCAGGGCACCAAGGACUUGGUUCAUAGUUCAAAAGAUACCGAGAGAGUAUGCACAACCCCUGUCCUAUAAUUCUGUAGUUCAAUAUAUCUUUCUCUUUCCUCCUCUUUCUCUCCCCUCCCCUCCCCUUCUCUCCCGAUUUUCUGCUCUCUCUCCUUCCUUUUUAAGAACAGUGCCUGCCAAGAUUGGGAGGAGUUACUGAGUACUCGAGUGAUUCAUGGUUUCAAGUGUAAACUACCCUCCUGCCGAAGCUAUGGGUUAGCUUUCUUUCUCAAGGCUGAGGACAGUGGAUUCUGUCAGCUGUACUCUUGCAGCCAUAUUGAUGAUUCUAAGUGGGAGUCACACACUGGAAGGACAUAGUGGGGCUCCGAACAGCCAGAUCGAGCGGUUGGAAGUAAGCAGCCUCGCCCAGACUUCCAGUGCGGUGGCCUCCAGCACCGAUGGCAGCCUCCACACAGACGCUGUGGAUGGAACACCAGACCCUCAGCGCACAAAGGCUGCUAUUGCUCACUUGCAGCAGAAGAUCCUGAAGCUCACAGAACAAAUCAAGAUUGCACAAACAGCCCGGGACGACAACGUUGCCGAGUACCUGAAGCUUGCCAACAGUGCGGACAAGCAGCAGGCCGCCCGUAUCAAGCAGGUCUUUGAGAAGAAGAACCAGAAAUCUGCCCAGACCAUCCUCCAACUACAAAAGAAGCUUGAGCACUACCACAGGAAGCUCCGAGAGGUGGAGCAGAAUGGGAUCCCCCGGCAGCCAAAGGAUGUCUUCAGGGACAUGCACCAGGGUCUGAAGGAUGUGGGAGCAAAGGUGACCGGCUUCAGUGAAGGUGUAGUGGACAGUGUUAAAGGUGGACUCUCCAGCUUCUCCCAGGCGACCCAUUCAGCAGCAGGGGCCGUGGUCUCUAAGCCCAGAGAGAUCGCUUCACUAAUUCGGAAUAAGUUUGGCAGUGCAGACAAUAUCCCUAACCUGAAGGACUCUUUAGAGGAAGGGCAAGUGGACGAUGGGGGAAAGGCUUUGGGAGUAAUUUCAAACUUUCAGUCCAGCCCCAAAUAUGGUAGUGAGGAAGAUUGUUCUAGUGCCACGUCAGGCUCAGUGGGAGCCAACAGCACCGCUGGAGGCAUUGCUGUAGGAGCAUCCAGCUCCAAAACAAACACCCUGGACAUGCAGAGCUCAGGAUUUGAUGCACUACUACAUGAGAUCCAGGAGAUCCGGGAAACCCAGGCCAGACUAGAGGAAUCCUUUGAGACCCUCAAGGAACAUUAUCAGAGGGACUAUUCAUUAAUAAUGCAGGCCUUACAGGAGGAGCGAUAUAGAUGUGAACGAUUAGAAGAACAACUAAAUGACCUAACAGAGCUCCACCAGAAUGAAAUCUUGAACUUGAAGCAGGAAUUGGCCAGCAUGGAAGAGAAAAUUGCAUAUCAGUCCUAUGAACGGGCUCGGGACAUCCAGGAGGCCCUGGAGGCGUGCCAGACCCGCAUCUCCAAGAUGGAGUUGCAGCAGCAGCAGCAGCAGGUGGUACAGCUGGAAGGGCUGGAGAAUGCCACUGCCCGGAACCUGCUGGGCAAACUCAUCAACAUCCUCCUGGCGGUCAUGGCAGUCCUCCUGGUCUUUGUCUCCACGGUAGCCAACUGCGUGGUUCCCCUCAUGAAGACUCGCAACAGGACGUUCAGCACUUUAUUCCUUGUGGUUUUCAUUGCCUUUCUCUGGAAGCACUGGGAUGCCCUCUUCAGCUACGUGGAACGGUUCUUUUCCUCCUCCAGAUGAUGCUGGCACCAGAAGGCAGUGCUCCCCUACCCUCUGGCGAGUGCAUGCGGCGAAGAAUUAGACAGCAACUUACCUACUCUGAAGUUUUCUACAACAACAAAAGAGUUGAGUGAAUCUGUUUACAUUUAGAAUAACGUUUUUUUCUUCAAAAGACACAAUUGCAAUAGUAUUUUUUAGAUUUUAUCCAAGAAGUUUUUUGGGCAAAAAUCUUGGAUCAUUUUUAUGUAGCAUGAUUUUCCUUGGGAUGCAGAUCUCAAACAGUCCUUUAACAUGAACCAACAAUCUGGAGCACACUGAAGGGCAUUCUAAAUUGUGGCUUGAAGGACUGCACUAAAAUCCACUAAAAAGAUGCGAAAACCUGAUUAGGGAAACCAGUUAAACCUAACACCCUGCCUUGUCUGGGCUCACCACCUCUCCCCCCUCCCAGACUAACUUUACUGUGAAGUCCUACCACAUUCCAUGUCUGAAUUUCUGGAUUCGGGGUGGAUUUUCCUUGUCCGUGGAAGAACACAUGGAUCUCCCUGGCUUUCUCACCCAAGCUGGCCACUCAUGGUAACCCUGGAAGUAUGAUCACUUUUGAACCUGGUCCCUUAACCUUUGCUAGGAUACACAAGUGAGAGCAUCAUGCCCCAAAGGAUCACUGCACAGUCCUACUACAGUAUUUUGAAGUAGCCCUCUAAAUACUUAACUUUAAGCAAAUCCCAUGGCCGCACUUUUAAGGUUUUUUUUAAAUAUGUGUAUAGUCACCAAUUUAAAAAAAAAAUCUGAACAGCAUACUUGAAGAAUGUAAUACUCAAACUCUCAGUGCUUCCUUAUGGUUUCUAAUAGGAUUUUUUAUUAUUGUUAUUAUUAUUAUUGGGUUUUUUUGGAAAGGGUUGGGAGGGUCUUUUAUUUUUUCCUUUGAAAUAAAGAAGUGAUGUUUUUAAAUGAA
Physeter macrocephalus (sperm whale) is the source of this 4250-nucleotide messenger RNA. It is a transcript of the gene TMCC1, whose product is annotated as transmembrane and coiled-coil domain family 1. Bases 1877 to 3319 code for a protein of 480 amino acids. The transcript is spliced from 4 exons. Lineage: Eukaryota; Metazoa; Chordata; Mammalia; Artiodactyla; Physeteridae. The record is from RefSeq and is a predicted model, not a curated record. Gene Ontology annotation, biological process: endosome membrane tubulation; endosome fission; endosomal transport. Gene Ontology annotation, cellular component: endomembrane system.